UGAAAGUAUUUCGGUUUUGUAUGCUAGCAUCCAUUUGGUUACUGCAUGCCAUAGCUAGCAAGCAUGUGUUCAUGAUAUAACAGCAACGUAAAUCAGCUACAUAUGUGCCAUGUUGUGUUUUAGUCCAUAUAGAUUGUCAAGUAAAGGUUUACGAUGGCAAAAUGGGAUGUCAAUACCAGAGAUGAUCUAGCAUGCACUCACCUCGCUCCGGUUGAUUAUGUAGCAAUAUGUAUUCUCUGGCUGAUGACUGUGUGGCUUGCCCCAGGCUGCUGGUCAGAGAGGACGGAGGUGCACGAGGCGGCCUCCGAGGGACAUGCUGCCCAGCUGCAGCAACUCAUCCAGAGCGGAGCCUCUGUCAACAUAGUGGCUGUGGACUCCAUCACCCCCCUCCAUGAGGCAUGUGAAAGGGGGCAGACCCAGUGUGUCAGGCUGCUACUGGAUGCUGGAGCACAGGUGGAUGCCCGUAACACGGACGGUAGCACCCCUCUGUGUGAGGCCUGCUCGGUUGGGAGCUUUGACUGUGUGCGGAUGCUGCUGGAGCAUGGGGCCAAGGUGAACCCCACCCUCUCUUCCCUGACCACCUCACCCCUACAUGAAGCUUGCAUGGGGGGUAAUGCUGAUGUUGUGAAGAUCAUGAUCGCUAAAGGUGCCAGUCUGGAGGCAUAUGACCUGUACUAUGGGACCCCAUUGCAUGUGGCGUGUGCCAACGACCACACGGCCUGUGUCAAGGUGCUACUCAACGCAGGUGCCAAAGUGAAUUAUGCUCGGCUGCACAAGACGGCCCUGCACCAUGCUGCUAAAGUGAAGAGUGUAGACAUGAUCGACAUGCUGGUGGAGUUUGGGACGAACAUCUACGCCAAAGACAAAAACGAUAAGAAGCCCAUUGAAUACAUCGAACCCGGUUCUCCCGCUGCACUCUGCUUAGAGUUUUAUGACAGUACUCCAUUGAGUCUGCAGCAGCUGAGCAGAGUGACCCUGAGGGUGAUGCUGGGUAGCAGAGCUCUGGAGGUCGUAGUUCAGCUGGACAUACCAAAGCAAAUCAUUCGCUUCCUAUGUUACCACUGAACCUGAUACCAUUAUCUUACUAAGGUGAAGGAAGGAAGCUCAGAGACUGAAACCUUAAAAAAAUAAAAAUAAACAUCACAAUCAUCAAAAUGCUACAGUCUGAACCUUAGAUGGCACUAGAUUAGAUGCAUAAAAAUAAUAUGCAUACAGCAGGUUUACAGGUUUCCAAACAAACAGUAUUUUUAAACGGAGCACUUUUCUCUUUGAUGUCUUCAGAAUGUGUGCCAUAUCAUCACAUUAGAUACAUAUUUAAAGAAGAGAAGCAUAGGAGGUUUUAAUGGGGACUUUUUACAUACAGUUUAUUCCUUGAACUCCCAUAUCUUGUAAACCUACAUAAAAGACAAAUGGAGGCCCUCGGAAAACAAGGGAGAGGGGGAGAGGAGAAAAUAAAUGGAGGAGAGGAAGUGAUUUUGGCAGCUGAUCCUGUCCACUCUGCAACACCGUCUGUGGACACUACACCAGCAUUUUAGACGCCAUGACAACGCGGCAACAACACAACCGUUAGCAACACAUCCCAGAUCUCCGGCACAUCCUCAGGGAUGAGAAACGGUGUUGCAGCAGGAGGAUGAGCGGCGUUCCCGUUGACACUCUCCAGAUGUCAAUGUGUAUCCCAGAUUCCUCCCUGACAUCGGAACGGAAACCACACCUGACAACUGGAUGUGUUUGAGGCGGACGUGGAAUCCAGGCAGCAGAGAAACACCAUGGGAAACGAUCCUGUUUUUUUACUGUUGGUGCCUCUGAUCUGUUGCAUCCGCUAUAGCUGAGACGGCCCAGGCCUGAAUACGGUGUCUGUUUUUGGGGUGUGUGAUGAGUGUGUGUGGAUUCCUCAGAGUUGCACGAUGUCUCUGGUCACUGUAUUGAUACUGUUAUUAUUUGACAUAACCCGUCUUAAUAAUGGGAACAGAGGAAUAUGUCUUAUCAACAUGAUGUCUAUGUAAGGCAACGUGCAUUAAUCACAAAGUGUGUUUCUAAAAUAUUAUGACCUAUUUAAUCUUUCCCCACUGGCCACACGACCUCAUUUCAGUGUGGGUAAUAUUUGGUUGAGAUGUUAAUCAAUGAGAUUACAACCUAUAUCUCAACCAAAAAUGAACGUAUUUUCCAUAUAGAUUCCACGUCACAAUAUGUUGACAAAUUGUGUUGAAAAAAACGCUUAAAGUCCAGCGGAAGUGACUAUCCUCUCAGAUAAUGGAUCUGUUUAACCCGCUUUGUGAACUGUCAAGUUUUUGAAUGCACUCAAAAAAGCAAAAUAUGCACUCGAAAAGCAACUUCUUAGGGAUAGCCCCCUUUUUUUCAAAUUUCGCCUAAAUGACAUACCCAAAUCUAACUGCC
Oncorhynchus tshawytscha (Chinook salmon) is the source of this 2394-nucleotide messenger RNA. RefSeq names its product ankyrin repeat and SOCS box protein 13-like. Gene Ontology annotation, molecular function: protein binding. Gene Ontology annotation, biological process: protein ubiquitination; positive regulation of protein catabolic process. The record is from RefSeq and is a predicted model, not a curated record. The coding region runs from base 154 to 1065 and encodes 303 amino acids. The transcript is spliced from 5 exons. NCBI's taxonomy places the organism in Eukaryota, Metazoa, Chordata, Actinopteri, Salmoniformes, Salmonidae.